Candidozyma duobushaemuli is the source of this 1314-nucleotide messenger RNA. RefSeq names its product patatin-like phospholipase family protein. Gene Ontology annotation, biological process: lipid metabolic process. Gene Ontology annotation, molecular function: triacylglycerol lipase activity. The record is from RefSeq and is a predicted model, not a curated record. Lineage: Eukaryota; Fungi; Ascomycota; Pichiomycetes; Serinales; Metschnikowiaceae. Bases 1 to 1314 code for a protein of 437 amino acids. The transcript has a single exon.
AUGGCGCUCCCGGACGAGCAGCUCAGCUAUAUCGACCGUGACGAUAUCCACUCUUUUGCCAAAGCCUUGGUAUGGGAUGACGAUGACUUUGUCUCUUCGGGCAAGUACUCCGAUGUCAAGCGAGAGGCUGAAGCGAUAGACGCCCAGGGCCUAGAAGAGAACUCUGUGGCUGUCGGCAACUUGCCGAGAACGAAAACGAAAAGACUGGAUAGUCUCAAGGGUCUGGAGAAACCCACAAUGAUCACCUCGGCGUCGGACUGGUUUCCGAUAACUGGGUCUCAAGAUAAGAAGAAGGACAAGGAAUUGUCCACGAGGGACCGCUUCACCAACGAGUUUCGCCACUCGGCAUCGUACACCUUGCUCCGCUGGCCUGUUCUAGUGUUUAUCAUAGGCUGGGUGUUGGUUCUCUGUGUAUUUUACGCCAUUGUCAGAGGGUACGUCGCAUUGUACGAAUACCUCUUUACGUGGACGGGUCAGCGGAAAGUGCUCAGACAAAAGCUACGGCUGUCAAAAACGUACGAGGAAUGGGUAGAAAACGCCAAAGCAUUGGACCGCUUCUUGGGUCUAGAUGAGUGGUCGUCUCACACAAAGUUCUCGUACUACGACUACAAGACAGUCCAGAAGACCAUCCACAAGAUCCGUGUUUUGCGUAAAAAGAACGAUGUUUCCAACUUAAUGGUCUUUUUGCAGGGAUGCCUCAAGAAGAACUUUGCAGGUAUCGAGAACAAACAGCUCUAUAGCCACCGGUACUACGGCACCAAGGACCUUGUACACGAGUACGUUGACGAGGUGAUCAAGUGUAUCGAUUGCGUUACCAACGCUGGCACGCAGGUCGUGCUGGUGAAAAAGAAGCGUCAAUUCUUCAAGGUGGUGCUGAAAAACUACGGUAAAUCGGCCUUGUGUCUCAGUGGUGGCGCCUGUUUCGCCUACACCCACUUUGGCAUUGUCAAGGCGCUUUUAGACAAUGACGUGCUCCCGCUGAUUAUCUCUGGUACAUCAGGCGGAGGGCUUAUCGCCGCUUUGGCAUGCACUAGAACAGACGAGGAGCUCAAGCAGCUUUUGGUACCUGAGCUUGCGAAGAAAAUAACCGCUUGUGAAGAUCCCUGGUAUGUGUGGGUCCCAAGAUUCAUUCGUACCGGAGCUAGAUUCGACGCCGUCAGUUGGGCCAGUAAGUCUUGCUAUUUUACUAAAGGCUCUCUCACUUUCCAAGAAGCAUAUAAAGCUACUGGGCGUCGUCUUAACAUCUCCACUGUUCCCGCUGAACCUCAUUCACCGGUCAUUCUUUGCAAUUCCAUAACCUCCCCAAUUGUAUAA